Messenger RNA from Gymnogyps californianus (California condor), 7575 nucleotides. RefSeq names its product agrin (gene AGRN). Gene Ontology annotation, biological process: receptor clustering; G protein-coupled acetylcholine receptor signaling pathway. NCBI's taxonomy places the organism in Eukaryota, Metazoa, Chordata, Aves, Accipitriformes, Cathartidae. Gene Ontology annotation, molecular function: laminin binding; calcium ion binding. The record is from RefSeq and is a predicted model, not a curated record.
CGGCGGGAGGAGGAGGCCAACGUGGUGCUCACGGGCACGGUGGAGGAGAUCAUGAACGUGGACCCCGUGCACCACACCUACUCCUGCAAGGUGAGAGUCUGGCGUUACCUGAAAGGCAAAGACAUCGUCACUCACGAGAUCCUCUUGGAUGGUGGGAACAAGGUGGUUAUCGGUGGCUUUGGGGACCCAUUAAUCUGCGACAACCAAGUCUCGACUGGGGACACACGGAUUUUCUUCGUCAACCCUGCCCCACAGUACAUGUGGCCGGCACACCGCAAUGAGCUGAUGCUGAACUCCAGCCUCAUGCGGAUAACGCUGCGCAACCUGGAGGAGGUGGAGCACUGCGUGGAAGAACAUAGGAAACUUCUGGCUGACAAGCCCAAUAGUUAUUUUACUCAGACGCCGCCGACGCCGCGAGAUGCGUGUCGAGGGAUGCUGUGCGGGUUCGGGGCGGUGUGUGAGAGGAGCUCCACCGACCCCUCCCAGGCCUCCUGCGUCUGCAAGAAGACGGUUUGCCCUGUCGUGGUGGCUCCUGUCUGUGGCUCUGAUUAUUCCACCUACAGCAAUGAGUGUGAGCUGGAGAAGGCCCAGUGCAACCAACAGAGGCGGAUCAAAGUCAUCAGCAAGGGACCGUGUGGCUCCAAGGACCCCUGCGCAGAGGUGACCUGCAGCUUUGGCAGCACGUGCGUCCGCUCCACUGAUGGCCAGUCGGCCAAAUGCGUUUGCCCGUCGUCCUGCAGCGGCGUGCCCGAGAGCACAGUGUGCGGCAGCGACGGCAAAGACUACCGCAGCGAGUGUGACCUCAACAAGCAUGCCUGCGACAAGCAGGAGAAUGUUUUCAAGAAGUUCGAUGGCGCCUGUGACCCUUGUAAAGGCGUCCUCAACGACAUGAAUCGUGUUUGCCGGGUGAACCCCCGCACCCGAAGGGUGGACCUGCUCUCCCGCCCCGAGAACUGUCCCCCAAAGAGGGAGCUUGUGUGCGGUGACGACGGGGUGACUUAUGACAACGAGUGCGUGAUGGGGCGCUUGGGGACCAUCCGGGGACUGGAGAUCCAGAAGGUGCGUUCAGGGCAGUGCCAGCAUCAGGACAAAUGCAAGGAUGAGUGCAAGUUCAAUGCUGUCUGCCUGAACCGCCGUGGCACCACUCGCUGCUCCUGUGACCGCAUCGCGUGCGAUGGUGCCUACCGGCCUGUCUGUGCCCAGGACAGCCGGACCUACAGCAACGACUGCGAGCGCCAGAAGGCCGAGUGCCACCAGAAGGCUGCCAUCCCAGUAAAACACAGUGGACCCUGUGACCUGGGCACGCCAAGCCCGUGCCUGAGCGUGGAGUGCACCUUUGGGGCCACGUGCGUGGUGAAGAACCAGGAGGCUGUGUGCGAGUGCCAGCAGGUGUGCCAGGGCCGCUACGACCCCGUGUGCGGCACUGACAACCGCACCUAUGGCAACCCCUGCGAGCUCGACUCCAUGGCCUGUGUCCUCAAGAGAGAGAUCAAAGUGAAACACAAGGGGCCCUGCGACCGUUGUGGCAAGUGUCAGUUUGGGGCCAUCUGCGAGGCAGAGACGGGAAGGUGCGUGUGCCCCACGGAGUGCGUUCCCUCCUCUCAGCCCGUGUGCGGCACAGAUGGCAACACGUACGGCAGCGAGUGCGAGCUCCACGUCCGGGCGUGCACGCAGCAGACGAACAUUUUGGUGGCUGCCCAAGGAGACUGCAAGUCCUGCGGCAGCACGGUGUGCUCCUUUGGCAGCAAGUGCGUGGGUGGGCAGUGCGUGUGCCCGCGCUGCGAGAGGCAGCCCUCCGCUCAGGUGUGCGGUAGCGAUGGCCUCACCUACGACAACCAGUGCGAGCUGCAGGUGGCCGCCUGCCAGCAGAAGAAGAGCAUUGAGGUUGCCAGGACGGGGCCGUGUGAGGAUGAGUGCGGCUCAGGGGGCUCAGGCUCCGGCGACAGUAGCGAGUGUGAACAGGACCGGUGCCGGCAGUACGGGGGCUGGUGGGACGAGGAUGCAGAGGAUGACCGCUGCGUGUGUGACUUCACCUGCCUGGCAGUGCCACGCAACCCGGUGUGUGGCUCUGAUGGUGUGACCUACACCAACGAGUGUGAGCUGAAGAAGACACGGUGUGAAAAACGCCAGGAUCUCUAUGUCACUAGCCAAGGAGCCUGCCGCGCCCUUGCCACAACCCCGCCACCUCUCCUGGUUGUGCACUGCAGCCAGACCAUCUAUGGAUGCUGCCCAGACAACAUGACCUUGGCACUUGGAGUGGGUGCAGCUGGAUGCCCAAGCACCUGCCAAUGCAACCCCUAUGGCUCCUACGGGGGAGCCUGCGACCCUGCAACGGGGCAGUGCUCCUGCAAGCCAGGCGUGGGGGGCCUGAAGUGUGACCGCUGCGAGCCCGGCUUCUGGAACUUCCGCGGCAUCGUCACCGACAGCAAAAGCGGCUGCACGCCCUGUAACUGCGACCCGGUGGGUUCAGUGCGUGAUGACUGUGAGCAGAUGACUGGACUGUGCUCCUGCAAGACUGGUAUCACUGGCAUGAAAUGCAACCAGUGCCAUGGCAGCAAGCUGGGCAUGACGGGCUGUGAGAAAGACCCAUCAGCCCCAAAAUCCUGCGAGGAAAUGAGCUGCGAGUUUGGGGCCUCGUGCGUGGAAGUCAACGGCUUUGCCCACUGCGAGUGCCCAUCCCCACUCUGCUCAGAGGCCAACAUGACCAAGGUGUGUGGCUCUGAUGGUGUCACUUAUGGGGACCAGUGCCAGUUGAAGACCAUCGCCUGCCGGCAGGGACAGGUCAUCACAGUGAAGCAUGUGGGGCAGUGCCACGAGUCCAUCACUCACACAAGCCACACCUCACCACCCACACCACUGCCCACACUGCCCUUGGACAAGUUAAUCCUUCCUCCACCACUGCGGCUCACCACCCGGGCUCCAGAACCCACUGAGCUGGCUACCAGCUCCCUGCUGUUGGAAGCCAGGCCUACUGAAAGAGGUCACCCUACAACAAGGCGCAUCACGACUGCCAGGCCAGCCACUACACCAUGGAUGACCCACGGGGUGUACAAGACCACUGUCCGCCCUCUCUCCACCGCACCGGUGGUCCUGGCCACUACCCAGCCUGCCUAUGUUGAAUCAGGCAGUGCAGAAGGCAGUGGAGACCAAGAGAUGGGCAUCAGUGGAGACCAGGAAUCUAGUGGGGCAGGCUCUGCCGGGGAAGAGGAGGUGGAGGAAAGCCAGGUAACUUCCACCCCAGCCAUUGAGAGGGCAACGUGUUACAACACCCCGCUGGGAUGCUGCUCUGAUGGCAAGACUGCAGCUGCUGAUGCAGAAGGCAGCAACUGUCCAGCUACCAAAGUCUUCCAAGGAGUCCUCAUCUUGGAGGAGGUGGAAGGCCAGGAGCUGUUCUACACACCUGAGAUGGCUGACCCCAAGUCAGAGCUCUUUGGGGAGACGGCCAGGAGCAUUGAGAGUGCGCUGGAUGAGCUUUUCCGCAAUUCUGACGUUAAGAAGGACUUCAAGAGCAUCCGUGUCCGAGACCUGGGGCAGAGCAGCGCUGUCCGUGUCAUUGUGGAGUCCCACUUUGACCCAGCCACUUCCUACACGGCAGCUGAUGUCCAAGGGGCCCUGCUGAAGCAGAUCAAAGCUUCCAAGAAGAAGACCAUCCUGGUGAAGAAGCCCCAGCAGGAGCAUGUCAAAUUCAUGGACUUUGACUGGAUCCCCAGGCUCUUCACCACCACUGUGACCACAACCACAGCCACCACCAUGGCACCCGCCACCACCCGGAGGUACACCACGGCUGCCGCCGCCACCACAGUCCACGUCCUGCGCCCAGAUGCCGUGGGCCGACCCAGCACCAAGACGGCAGGAGCUGUGAGCACCAAGAGACCCACCUCCACCCUCCCUGCCACCACCCGGCGGAAGCCUACGCGCCAGCCCCCCGCCACGAAGAAACCCUUGCGGCCCUGCGACUCUCACCCCUGCCUGCACGGUGGCACCUGCGAGGAUAACGGGAAGGAGUUCACCUGCAGCUGCCCGGCAGGCAAAGGGGGAGCCGUCUGUGAGAAACCUAUCAGGUACUUCAUCCCCAGCUUUGGUGGCAAGUCCUACCUGGCCUUCAAGAUGAUGAAGGCAUACCACACCGUGCGCAUCGCCAUGGAGUUCAGGACUGUGGAGCUGAGCGGGCUGCUGCUCUACAAUGGGCAGAACCGCGGCAAAGACUUCAUUUCCCUGGCGCUGGUUGGUGGCUUCGUGGAGCUCAGGUUUAACACUGGCUCUGGCACAGGCAUCAUCACCAGCAAGGUCCGUGUUGAGCCUGGCAAGUGGCACCAGUUAGUGGUGAACCGCAACCGCCGCAGCGGCAUGCUGUCUGUCGACGGGGAGCCCCACGUCAGCGGGGAGAGCCCGACGGGCACCGACGGGCUCAACCUCGACACAGACCUGUUCAUCGGGGGAGCGCCGGAGGACCAAAUGGCUGUGGUGGCAGAUCGUACCGCGGCUACAACCGGCCUGAAGGGCUGCAUCCGCCUCCUGGAUGUGAACAACCAGAUGUACGACCUGCGGGAGAAAGGCAGUGAUGUGCUGUAUGGCAGCGGGGUGGGCGAGUGCGGCAACGACCCCUGUCACCCCAACCCCUGUCACCAUGGUGGCAUCUGCCACGUCAAGGAGGCAGAGAUGUUCCACUGCGAGUGUCUCUACACCUACACUGGCCCAACGUGUGCCGACGAGAGGAAUCCCUGCGACCCUACGCCCUGCCACGUCUCUGCCACCUGCCUGGUGCUGCCAGAGGGAGGUGCCUUGUGCGCCUGUCCCAUGGGCCGGGAAGGAGACUUCUGCGAGCUAGUGACAGAGCAGGACCACACCAUGCCCUUCCUCCCGGAGUUCAAUGGCUUCUCCUACCUGGAGCUGAAUGGGCUGCAGACCUUCGUUCCUGACCUGGACAAAAUGUCCAUGGAAGUUGUGUUCUUGGCCAAGAACCCCAGUGGCAUGAUCUUCUACAAUGGCCAGAAGACAGAUGGCAAAGGGGACUUUGUCUCUCUGACCUUACACGAUGGCUACCUGGAGUACAGAUACGACCUGGGCAAAGGGGCGGCUGUGCUCAGGAGCAAAGAGCCAGUUCCCCUCAACACCUGGAUAAGUGUCUUGUUGGAGAGGAAUGGGCGCAAAGGGGUAAUGAGGAUCAACAACGGCGAGAGGGUGAUGGGAGAGUCACCGAAAUCCCGUAAGGUGCCUCACACUUUCCUGAACCUGAAGGAGCCAUUUUAUGUGGGGGGAGCCCCUGAUUUCAGCAAGCUAGCUCGAGCAGCCGCCAUCUCCACCAGCUUCGAUGGAGCUGUGCAGAGGAUCUCCAUCAAAGGGGUGCCUGUGCUGAAGGAGCAGAACAUCCGCAGUGCCAUUGAGAUCUCCCCCUUCCGAGGCCACCCCUGUACCCAGAAACCCAAUCCUUGCCAGAACGGAGGCACUUGCAGCCCCCGGCUAGAGAGCUACGAGUGUGCUUGCCAGAGGGGCUUCUCCGGGGCUCACUGUGAGAAAGUGAUCAUUGAGAAGGCUGCUGGAGAUGCAGAGGCCAUUGCUUUUGAUGGUAGGACAUAUAUGGAGUACCACAAUGCCGUGACAAAGAGUCCUGAAGCGCUGGACUAUCCUGCGGAGCCCAGCGAGAAGGCCUUGCAAUCGAACCACUUUGAACUAAGCAUCAAAACAGAAGCCACUCAGGGGCUGAUCCUGUGGAGUGGGAAGGGGCUGGAGCGAUCGGACUACAUCGCCCUCGCCAUAGUGGAUGGCUUUGUACAAAUGACCUACGACCUCGGCUCCAAGCCAGUCGUCCUACGAUCCACGGUCCCAGUCAACACCAACCAGUGGAUUCAUAUCAAAGCAUACAGGGUACAGAGAGAAGGUUCCCUUCAAGUUGGCAACGAAGCCCCCAUUGCUGGCUCUUCUCCGCUUGGUGCAACACAGCUAGAUACAGAUGGGGCCCUGUGGCUGGGGGGAAUGGAGAAGCUGAGCGUGGCUCACAAGCUGCCCAAGGCCUACAGCACUGGCUUUAUUGGCUGCAUAAGGGACGUGAUUGUCGACCGCCAAGAACUGCAUCUGGUGGAGGACGCUUUAAACAACCCCACGAUAUUACACUGCUCAGCCAAAUAGACCCCCAGGGACCCUUCCUUCUCCUUCCCUCCCUCCUGCCUAUUGCUACAUGUCCUAACCACCUGCUUGCCCUGGCUGCUCUUCCCAAGAGCUUCUGUGUACCAAGCGUUGCCCUCCCGUGCACCAGUGAGAACUUGCAGCACGUCUUCAAGAGCUGGAAGUGCUCUCCCUCUUCCAGCACUGUCAAACAGGCUGCGAGGGCAUGGAGACUGGGUCCCUUUUUACUUUAAAAAAAAAUCUGUUGGAUGUGUCCUUCCAUGACCCAUGUCCAUUUUCCAGCCUCCGGGCAUGACUUGCCCUCUGUCUACCAUGAGGAUGCUUGCAGCUGGCCAGCAUGUGAAUCUCUGUAGAGCUGGUAUUAGAGCCUCUCCCAUGAAGAGUAAUUGGAGUUUUACCUUUGACUUCAAGCUUUUGCAAUGCCCAGUGCAAUGCAGGGUCUUCCACACCAUGAUCAAAGCUCCUCUGGAUACUGCCAGCCCAGCAGCAAUGGCUUCAACAGAAAUGGGAACGGGGCGUGAGUAAGCUGUCGAGGCAGUAGGGUUUGGGAGGAGGUUUUUUAAGUAUUUUCUUCCUCCGUACAAAUCUUGAAAGCAAAUACUGUGGUGCCAGUUACAAAGCCAGUAUGUGUGUUUCUGAAUGAAUGUAUGUGUAUUUGUGAGUGUCCGUCAACCAGCACACAUUUGCAUGCAAACACUGAAUCUCCGGUAAGCAGAAGAACAAACGGGUUGCAGCUAUGAAAGAAAUGACCCACUCCAUUCAGGUUCCUUCUCCAUGGGAAGAAUUUACUGAUGCUCUUGUAGCAUCUAUGUCCCUUUCCACCACUGGGACACAACUGUGUCCCUUUCCCACCCUGAGAUGGCAGCUGGUAUUGCUCUGUGUAAAACCAGCUUUAUGGAGCGUACAGAAUUAAUCUGAAGGAUCCCGCCAGGUAUCAAAUGUUAAUUAAUAUCCAGGGUGCUAUCAUUUUGCAGUUUUACCCCAAAUUUCUAGCACACCUUGUAGGGUACCUUUACAAAGUAGUGCACCCUUUAAAAAUGUUGUUUCUUGGCACAAAAUUUUGAGCCAUGAAAAGUCAAUUUACUUUUCUCAGGGUGAGCUCUGAACACAGAUGUAACAAAGGGGAAGAACGUCAUGUAAAACCACUUGGGUUUGUUUUUUCUUUUUUUUUUUGACUAAAAGAAAUCUAUCCCCCCCCAUCUAUGCCUAAUCUAUUGACAUUCCUCUAAAAAUCCAGUGGUUAAAUAGUUCACGGGGGCUGUGCCCUCUGUGGGAUGGAGACUGUGCUCUGUGUGUGUGUGUGUCUCUGUGUGUGUGUGUGUGUGGCAAUACCACAUUUUAAGUGGCUACUGUAUAUAAAUUGUGGUUCCUGGUGGGGAGUACUGUGACUGUGUUGUGAAAGGGACGGACUGCUGUAUUUUGACCACGAGGUAUAGACAGGGGCUAACUAGG